UUUAAGGAAUCUGAAACAUCAAAUAAAUUUACAACAGAUAAUACGUUCCCUAAAAAGGAAGCAGAUACAUCUAUAAAAGAUCCUGAUCGAGAUGAAGAUAUAUCAACUGCUCUAGAGAAAGAAAUUGUUGAACUUAGAACAGAAUGUGAAAUGCCAUUGUCUUCUCGAAAAUUUCAAGUAGUAGAUACUGGAGUUAAAAAUAUGAUUUUCAUAACAACUACCUUACCAAAUCCAUUAGAAUUGGUUACUAAAAUUGUCUCCAAGUUGGAUAUAACCAAAGAACAAUGUACCAGAUAUUUAUUAAGAUUACUUCCAAUUGAAGUUGUAUGUAAAGCUUAUAUGGACAAUAUAAAGACAAAAGCAAGUGAAUUGUUUGAAAAGUAUUUUGCUCAAGAACCAAAGACAUUUAGUAUUGUGUUUAAUCGUCGCAGCAAUAAUAGCAUUAAAAGGGAUGAAAUUAUACAAGAUUUGGCAGAAAUAAUUUUAAGAAAAAAUCCUGGUAAUAAAGCAGACUUGAAAAAUCCAGAGAUAGCUGUGAUAGUUGAAGUGAUACGUGGGAUUUGCUUAUUAUCUAUCGCUCCCAAUUACUAUAAAUUUAAGAAAUACAAUCUCCUUGAAAUAUGCAACAGUGCAAAAAAUAAGAUAAUUGUUAAGAAAAAAUAUGAAGAAGAAGUAACAAAUUCAGCAAGUAAAGAAAAGUAUGAAGAGGAUAUAAAUAUAGAAAUAACAAGUAUAGAAGAAAAAAAAAAUAUACUGAUGAUAAUGAACAUUUGAAUACACAGAGUGAAAUACAAGAAUAAAUUAAUUAAUAUUAA
Messenger RNA from Pogonomyrmex barbatus (red harvester ant), 815 nucleotides. Its product is annotated as THUMP domain-containing protein 1 homolog. The record is from RefSeq and is a predicted model, not a curated record. Gene Ontology annotation, biological process: tRNA modification. NCBI's taxonomy places the organism in Eukaryota, Metazoa, Arthropoda, Insecta, Hymenoptera, Formicidae. Gene Ontology annotation, molecular function: RNA binding.